Theileria parva strain Muguga is the source of this 3040-nucleotide messenger RNA. RefSeq lists its product as uncharacterized. The record is from RefSeq and is a predicted model, not a curated record. Lineage: Eukaryota; Apicomplexa; Aconoidasida; Piroplasmida; Theileriidae. The coding region runs from base 103 to 3024 and encodes 973 amino acids. The transcript is spliced from 10 exons.
AUUAGUAUUAAAAUGGAUUAAAAUAUUAGUGGUAAUAAUAUUUAGUGAAAACAGGUUUUAAAUGUAGUUAACAGGUUUUCGUUUGAAAUAAAUCAGUUUAUAAUGGCAAGGGCUACCACUUUUGACCUUUAUAAAAAUGUUAGAAAGGUUUUAAACACAUCUGGGAAUAACUUAACAGACUUUUGCAGUGUAAUCUCUAAGUUGAGUAGAGAUAAAUCCAAGAGAUUAGUAUUAAAUUCUGUGGAUUCCAUUUUUGAGGGAAUCAACUUACCAGAGAUUCUGGAACUAAAGAGUGAAAGUCAGAGUUUAUCAGUAGCGAAAUCUCUAGUUAAAGUUCCAAAGGCUCUUUUUUUACCCAGAAAUUUAGAUGAUGAUGCUAAAUGUCACAACUUACCAAAACUGUUAGAAAGUAGUUUAACACAAAUAAACGAUCCAAAGUGGAAAUACUAUGAGUUAAACUCAGUUUUCUCAUUACUGAUAAGUACUACUCAAUUCUUAUCAGAUAAUUCACUCCAGGAUAAUUAUGGCCCUUUGAGGCCAUUUCUGAUUAAUUUUUUGAGAAAACACGAGGAGGAACUCCUUGGAAAUGAGAAAUUACCAGACAAGAAAAAGCUAAUAUUUUGUUUAACUCUAUUUAAUGUGUUUAAAACACACUCAAUUGACUCCCAAAAACUACACCAAAAGAUAAUUGAAAUAGUUGAAAAAACGCCAUCAAUAGUGAAACAAGUCCCUUUUGAAACUUUAUCAAUUCUCUCAAAGCUAAAACUCCCACAAAGUGCCAGGAAAUAUUACAAAGAAUACUUACAGUCAAUGGUGUUUGAGGACCUUUCUACUAUAGUAAGACACUCGAGAAUUGUAUUCAAACAGUUUGAUGAUAAAUCUGUGCUGGAAACCUUUUUAUGUUCACUGAAACAUAAAUUGAAGAAUGAAAAUUUUGAAAAACAUGAACUGAUUACAUUGUUGAGAAACGUGAAGCUCUUGAAUAAUCGUCACUCUGAUGAAGAUUUAAGUAACUUAGUUGAUUCUCUGCUGGAAUUAUUAUAUCCUAAAGUGUCACAAAUGUUACAUAAGACAGAGAAGAAAGUUUAUAGUGAGGAUGUAUUGAUUAUAUUUGACUGUUACAUGAGUGUGUGUAGGAAUAGUAGUAACAUAAUGUUGAAAAACUGUGUUGACGGGUUGGUAAAUUAUGUGUUGGAGAACAGAGAAAUCUUUACUCCAGUUCAGAUGAUAACUGUUUUGGACCACUUUAACACUGCAAGGAAUAGGAAUAAAAUAUUAGUGAAGGGUGAGUACUUGGAAAUGAAUGACCUGAGUGAUGAAUUGACAAAGUAUUUUCUCAAUCAAUUGAGUUUACUGGAGUUUAAUGAAUUGUGUGAACUUUUAUAUUCUGUUUCACUGAAUAAUUACUUUAAACUGUACCAUAUCAUGUCCUCUUUCCCACUUGGGUCUAACAAUACCCUAACACCUGAGGAACAAAAUUUAAAAGUUAAAGUCAUGGAAAUUGUCAAGAGAAGAAUUAUACACAGUUUGGACAACAAUAAUAAUAGCAUAAUAUACAACAAACACAUAUUAAACAUUAUGUUGUUUAAGGAUAAUGAUAUUAAUGCCUUUUUCGGGUCUAAUAUUGAUAAUAUUACUGAUACGUUAUCUGCAAAUCAAAUUAUACAAAUUAUAAACAAUCACAAUCAUAACAACUUAAACCAUAAGGUAUUGGAUGGAGUGUUGAACAAAUUGGAAAAUAAGUUAUUGUCAAUAGGGAAAUUGGAUGUAUUAACAAACUUAGUAGAGAGAAAUAAGUUAAUAAAAGUAAACUCAACACUGACAAAUAAACUAUUUUCAAUAUUAACAUAUAAACUAAUACAUACCAAAAAUGGGUAUGUGCAGCUGUUACAAACCCUAGCAUACCUGUCAAAUGAAGUUGAUCGAUCCCUCAUUAACAUAGUAGUACAAUAUUAUAACCGAUACCUCGUCCAUUUAUCGGUCUAUGAUAUUGAGCUUCUGUUACUGUGCAUUAACAAGUAUAACUUGGUGGAUAAUAAUUUAUUAUCACUACUAAAUCACGUUUAUGAUAUUAACAUUUCAAACACUCCAAAUCAAAUAUUGAUAAAUAUAUUGAGAUAUUUGAAGGAUUUGAAAGUGAGACAUGAUCCACUGGUUAAAAAGUUUACCGACAAAUUAUUGAAUAACUUCAAGAGUUCAAAUUAUGUAAUUCAAGACCUGAUAGCGCUGGUUGACACUUUAUCAGCACUUUCAAUACCUUACAAUGAUUUGUACAUUUACCUGUUAAACUACCUCUCAUCCAAUGCUAGUAGUGGGAACUCAUCUUACUCACAGUCUAACCGCUUUAACAAUUUGGAAGUUAGAGAUAAAGUUGAUUUAUUGUAUUCAAUUGCAAAUUUUGGGAUUGUAGAUCAGAACUUGAAGAAAUUGUAUCUCUCAGUGAUUGACCAGUUAUAUCCCAUCACUCAAGAUGGUGAUGGUGCGAAUGAGUCUGAAAAGGGAACUAUGAAUACUAAAUCUACGUUUGAUGAGCUUAAGGAGAAUGAUUUGUUGUUGAAGUUGUAUGAAAUACAUAUUGACUUGGUCUUGAAUAAUAUUUACAAUGAGGAAGUGGAGUCGUUAGGAAAGAGGCUGGAACAGGCUUCAAAAGCUUGGUUUACAAGACAAGAAUUAAAGUCGCACAACUUCAAGAAAUCAAAUACAUACAUAACAGUAAAGGAGGUGUUGGAGAAGUUGGGUGUGAAAUUUGAUUCUGGAGUUACUGAGAUAUACUUUUGCAAUUUUGUGAUUAAGGAUAAAACAACCGUGAUCCAAGUGGUACCAGUGGAAGAUGAACUGAGGUUUUGGACCACAAACUUGGAUUCAAGGAACUUAGUUGAGAAUUCAAACCUUUACAUGGGAAACUCGCAGAAAUUAAUCAAGAAUCUGAAGCUUUCAGGAUAUCAAGUGGUUGAACUUUCACAGUCGAAGUGGGACUCAAUGGACUCUGAGAGAACGGAAUACCUUAAAAACUUGAUAAAAUAAUCUAAUAUAAAAUAUA